GUGGCCAGGGAUGGGGUGCUGGCCGACUUCGAGGGAGGCUUCCUCAAGAAGUUCAGGGCCAGGUACCCCGACAAGCCCUACAUUGCCCUGGAGGACCGGAGGGGCUUCUGGGUGUCGGAGCAAUACGGGCGCCUGGGACCUGAGCUGAGUGAGAAGGCCAUUAGCAUCUGGGAAUCGAAGAACUUCUUCAUCGAGCUGGACCCGCUCCCCGGGGCUGUGGAAGCUGUGAAGCAAAUGGCAAAUUUGGCAGACACCGACGUGUUCAUCUGCACAAGCCCAAUCAAGAAGUACCGCUACUGCCCUUACGAGAAGUACGCCUGGGUGGAGAAGCACUUCGGCCCCGAGUUCCUCGAGCAGAUCGUUUUGACGCGAGAUAAGACGGUGGUUUCUGCUGACCUGCUUAUAGACGACAGACCUGAUAUAACAGGGGCUGAGCUGAACCCCAGCUGGGAGCACGUGCUCUUCACGGCCUGCCACAACAAGCACCUGCAGCUGAAGCCCCCCAGUCGCAGGCUGCAGUCCUGGACCGAUGACUGGAAGGCCAUUCUGGACAGCAAACGCCUGCCGCCCGGCCGGGCCACCUAA
Molecule: messenger RNA, 585 nt
Organism: Charadrius vociferus (killdeer)
Lineage: Eukaryota; Metazoa; Chordata; Aves; Charadriiformes; Charadriidae
Gene: NT5M
Product: 5',3'-nucleotidase, mitochondrial
Exons: 5
Biological process (GO): pyrimidine deoxyribonucleotide catabolic process
Molecular function (GO): 5'-nucleotidase activity
Source: RefSeq, a predicted model, not a curated record